This is a messenger RNA of Echinops telfairi (small Madagascar hedgehog), 231 nucleotides long. RefSeq names its product cAMP-dependent protein kinase inhibitor gamma-like. Gene Ontology annotation, biological process: negative regulation of cAMP-dependent protein kinase activity. The record is from RefSeq and is a predicted model, not a curated record. Gene Ontology annotation, molecular function: cAMP-dependent protein kinase inhibitor activity. The transcript has a single exon. Bases 1 to 231 code for a protein of 76 amino acids. NCBI's taxonomy places the organism in Eukaryota, Metazoa, Chordata, Mammalia, Afrosoricida, Tenrecidae. Gene Ontology annotation, cellular component: cytoplasm; nucleus.
AUGACAGAGGUCAAGUCCUCCUACUCGGACUUCAUCUCGUGUGACCUGGCAGGUCAUGGGAACACUGUGUCCAACAUCCAGGGAGACUCCGAGGCGGUGAGCAUACGAAAGCUGGCUGGAGACUUGGGCAAGCUGGCCGUCGAGGGAGCAGAAGGGCAUGUGGGAGCAAGCGCCCCAGACAAGGCAGCAAGCACCCAACCUGAGAGCAGCAAUGGGACCACCUCUUCCUGA